CUCUCUCUCUCUCUCUCUCUCUCUCUCUCAUUCUUUCUUUGCUUAGCUUCAUCUUUCUCACUCUCAGAGAGUAAAAUGGCACCCAUGAGCCUUCCUCCUGGAUUCAGAUUUCACCCAACAGAUGAAGAACUUGUUGCUUACUAUCUAGAUAGAAAAAUCAAUGGCCGCACCAUUGAGCUAGAAAUAAUCCCAGAAGUCGACCUCUACAAAUGUGAACCCUGGGAUUUGCCAGAUAAGUCAUUUUUGCCGAGCAAAGACAUGGAGUGGUACUUCUACAGCCCAAGGGAUAGGAAGUACCCAAACGGGUCAAGAACGAAUCGGGCAACUCGAGCUGGGUACUGGAAAGCCACCGGAAAAGACCGGGCGGUGAACAGUCAACGGCGUCCUGUUGGGAUGAAGAAGACAUUGGUGUAUUAUAGAGGCAGAGCCCCCCAUGGCAUUAGAACCAACUGGGUUAUGCAUGAGUACCGGCUGGUUGACUCUGUGUGUGGCAAUGCAUCAUCAUCUCUAAAGGACUCUUACGCAUUGUGCCGCGUUUUCAAGAAAACAAUACAAAUGCCCAAGAACAACAAAGAAGAGAAGCCAAUUGGGAUUGAUAAUGCAGAGAAUGAUUCAGUUUGGGUCUCCAAUAAUGAACAAUUAUUAGGGGAAGACAAUAGUGGGAUUAACGAGACAGCUUCAAGAGGGAUUGAGACUGAUCAAGAUGAGAAUUAUUCCAAUCAUGAUUAUCCCAAAUUUCUCUCUGACACUUCUUCUUCAGAUCUCACUCAAGGGACACCAACUGAAAAUGGCAUAGCAGAUGAUUUUCAAGCUCCAUUUGCCUCUGAUGAAGCAAACAGUUCUGCCGAUCUCUACCCUUUUGGUGUUCACUGCUCCUCAAAUCUAAUUGACCAGGAAACAUACAUACCACACAAUGAAAGCUUAUUGAAUAACUAUCAAUUUCCUUUCCCACCCUUAGAACUUGAAGACUUCCCGCAGAUCAAUUUAGCUGCAGAGACGAAUGCAUCGAAGCCUGAAAUCAUCGACGACUACAUGUCCUACGACAAAUUCAAGGACUACAUGAAUGGAACAUUUGAAGAAAUCUUCUCUUUAUGUUCCUCUCAAGACAACUCGGCUGCCCUCCCCAUGCAAGAAUUAUAAGUACUACCUGACGUACACUCACAUAUUUUCGUAUACUAGAAUUCAUUCACACACAAAGGUA
Molecule: messenger RNA, 1201 nt
Organism: Prunus avium (sweet cherry)
Lineage: Eukaryota; Viridiplantae; Streptophyta; Magnoliopsida; Rosales; Rosaceae
Product: NAC domain-containing protein 53
Biological process (GO): regulation of DNA-templated transcription
Molecular function (GO): DNA binding
Source: RefSeq, a predicted model, not a curated record